Molecule: messenger RNA, 351 nt
Organism: Lathyrus oleraceus (garden pea)
Lineage: Eukaryota; Viridiplantae; Streptophyta; Magnoliopsida; Fabales; Fabaceae
Exons: 2
Coding region: 1-351 (116 amino acids)
Source: RefSeq, a predicted model, not a curated record
AUGGAUGUCAAAACGGAAUUCCUAAAUGGAGAUCUUGAUGAGGAUAUUUACAUGGAGCAAUCAGAAGGUUUUGUACUUCCUGAUAAUGAACAAAAAGGGCAAGAAACAAACUUGAUCACUUUGUCAUCCAUGAAAUCAAAGUUUGUGGCUCUUUCUUCCGUUGAUCAAGAAGCUAAAUGGUUGAGGUACCUUCUAUUGGAAGUUCCAUUAGCUAAAUACAAUGUUCCAAAGAUAUUGAUACAUUGCAAUAGUCAAGACACUUUAGCUAGAGCAUAUAAUAAAGUUUAUAAUGGAAAGUUUAGGCAACUAGAUCUUAGACAUUCCUUCGUGAGAAAAUUGAUUAAGAAUUGA